AUGGGGAGAGAUGCCACGGGGGCGGGGUCAGCAGCGGGGACAGGCGCGCGGGGAGUUCCGGCAGCGGAGGUGGAGCGAUUAAGCGAGCGCCUGUCGCUUGUAACGGACCUGCGACUGCCGCAUGCGAUGGAGAGUCGUGGCGACCCCGUGACUUGCGGGGAGAAGAAGGACCACCUCGCCUCGUUGCUACAGCGCGACCCGGCGGUUUUCCUAGAGCGGUACGGAGGGUUGCUGCGGGAGGAGGAGCUGCGGGCGUUCGAUGGCAUGGCGGGGGACUAUGAGAUCGCAUGGCACAUGCGACGACUGCGUCCCGCCAACCACCCGUCAUCGUCGCACCCGUCGGCUGCUGCUGUGGUGAAGAACCGUCGCCUGGCGUUCAUGACUCGUCUGGAACAGGAGGGCGUGUUUUUCAGCGAGGAAGCAAUGAGGGAGAGAGACCCACUGCUCCACCAGGACUACCUUGGAGGUUUUGACAGAGCACCCGGCGCAGCAGUGGUGGCACAAGCAGGAAGAGGCGAAGGGGGGGAGGAAGACGGAGAGAGAGGAGGGGGGGAAGGAGGGGGAGCAGGAGGAGGAGAAAGAGCGGGAGUGGCGGUGGCAGCGGCAAGGGGGGUGGGUGGGGCUGCAGAGGGCAUGUUUGUGGCGCGACCGGGGGAGCGACUGUGGGAGAUGCUGCUGAGGCAGACGGAUGAGGUGGCGAUACAGCAGGCUCUGGUGCGAGGACGGAGGGCACGUGAGGGAGGAGUGAGAGGGAGGGGCGGGCGUGGAAGAAUGAUGGAGGAGGAAGAGGAGGAGGAAGACGAGGAGGAAGAGGAGGAGGAGGAGGGAGAGGAGGAAGAGGAUGACGAGGAAGAGGAAGAGGAAGGAGGGAUGGAUAUGAAUGGCCGCAGGGAUGAACACUGGGGGCACAUGCAGAUGGAGUGUGAAGGGCAGGGGGAGGAAGGGAAGGGAGGGGAGAAAGGGGAGGAGGAGGAGGGAGGAGGAAGAAGGAGCACUGUGGCUGCAGCACAAGGGAGAGUGCAGGAGGAAGCAGGGAGGUUGGUUUCAGAGGAAGGUGUAGGAGCUGGUGCUGUGAGAGACGUGGCAGCAGCAAGGGCUGUAACAGCAGGGGUUGCUGCAGCAGGGGGUGCCAGAGCAGGGGUUGCUGCAGCAGGGGGUGCCAGAGCAGGGGGUGCUGCAGGAAGGGACAAUGGGAGUGCAGGAGAUGAGAGGCGGGCAGCAGGAGGAGAAAGAGGAGGAGAAGCGGGAAGAAGUGGAGGGCAGGAGAGUGCGGCACGAGGAGGUGAAGAUGGGGCUGGGAGAAGGAGAAGCAGUGGUGGUAGACAAACAGAUCAGGGUAGGGCACAGGAGAAGGGCCAGGAAGGACGACAGGUUGAAGGAGAGGCAGCUGGAGGGGGGGAUGGGGAGGGUCCCAAGGGCCAGGAGGUUCGGGAGGAUCAAGAUGAUCGGGAGGGUCGUGAGGGUAGGGAGGUUUGGGAGGGUGAGGAGGUUUGGGAGGGUGGGGAGGAUCGGGAGGGGGCGCUAGAGGAGUUGAGAUGGGCAAUGAAGGAGAAGUUUCUGGCAGGGAGGGAGACAGAUGUGGACUAUGGGCGCAUUGAUGGGGACGAGAGCUUGGAUGAUGACUGGAUGACAGAGGUCAAUAGGGAUGCGGAAGAGAGGUAUUUCGGGGCGGACUGA
This is a messenger RNA of Closterium sp. NIES-65, 1677 nucleotides long. The record is from the annotation of a GenBank genome assembly. Lineage: Eukaryota; Viridiplantae; Streptophyta; Zygnematophyceae; Desmidiales; Closteriaceae.